AUGGCAAAUGCACUUCAUCUGUCGAAAUUAAGUCGCGGUCAUGUCGAAUUUUCUGAAAGUGGUUCUCGUUUAGAAAUCUAUCCCGAUUCCAAUGAAAAACCACUUAUGCAUUCUUCAAAACCUAAUCAAUGUCCUUAUAUACCAAAAACAUAUUCAACAAAACGUGGUCCACUUGUUAUAUUUGCUGAGACUGAUUUCAUGAAAAAUUCAAAAUCAAAAUCUCGUCGCGAUAGGAGACUCUUACAUCAUAAUUUAAAUUCGCCUUCUCUGAUAAGUCCACCACCACUUAAAUAUGGUGAAUUAAAGCGAAGUAUCUUAGCCUAUGGUGGAACUCCUGAAAAUCAGUUAGCGGAUGGCGUUGUUGAUGAAGAUGGUACCUAUAUCAAUAUGAAAAUACCAUCAAAGAAACGUUCGCAUGCAUCAAAAUAUGCUGGUAUUAGUCCAAGCGUUGCUAUCAAACGACGAUUUAUGAUUGCCAGUCAUGAAGACAAAAAACGAGAUAUUGAUUCUAUUCUUGAUAGUGAUUAUUCAGCUUCUCGAAGUCACCGUUAUUCAAUGAUGAAAACACAUAUACUUAGCGACGAAAUUUCUCUUAUUCCUCCUAUUUAUCGAAAUCCAGAUUUAGCUCAACAUUCGCCAGUAUUCGUAUCAGAUAAUUAUCGAUUUUUUAAAAUUGAAAAUAGUACUUGUUUAAAUGGCUUGUAUCCUGAAGAAACAGAACGAAUGAAUUCUCCGGUACAACACCCAUUACAAAUAUUCGAUUCAAAAGGAGCUCAUUUAUCUUAUGAAACAUUAGCGCAAUCUGAAAAAGAAAAAAUCCUUGCCGAUUUACUUAUACAAACAGCCUUGCAGAAUAUUGCUGACCAACAAAAUAUUGAAAUAUUUGAAGACGCACUUAAUCGAGUACGAGAUUCAGAUAUGAGUCAAAGCUAUUCUACAAUGGAUAUUCCACUCGUGGAUGAAAGUACUCUAACGUUUUUACAAUUAGAAACACGCAGCGAUCGGCAUCAACAUCAUAAAAAUUCUCAAGCUGCAAAUCAAUUAUUAGGACACGAAAAUUAUAUGUUUGGUAAAAUGCCAGGAAGUAGAUGGGCUCGAAAUCGACAAAUGCAGACGAUUAUUAUACCAACUAAAGGAGCAAAUGAAACAUGUAGCAACGAACAACAAACUGAUACAUCAAUUAAUGAUGAACUCAAUACUGCUUAUACUCAAACUAUGAGUGACUUUGUUCAUUCGAAAGUUAUGCGUGCAUCUCGUCUAUUAGCACCGUUACCAAAUUCAUCUCAUCAAGAAUUUGCAUCGACACGACAUCAGCCAAAUCCAUCAGUAAAAUUAUCUACGAAAUUACGAAAAUCUCUUGAUACUGAUUCUGUUCCAAAUAAAUUAACAGUAAAAACAAGACGUAAAUCUGUAGAUCAUGGAAGUUUCAAACAUCAUUUAACACCCAUACAGGUACAUCAAGAUCAUAUAACAACAACAAAUCAACUAAUUGAAAAAGAUAAAUCUUUACUAAAUUUAUUUAAUCGUCAACAUUCAUCAAAAAGUUCAAAACAAGAUUUCUCAAGAAUAGGAACUGGAAAAACAUUUGCAACAGAUCGGUGUGGUACAUCACCGUUGAGUAUUCAAGAAGAAGCCGAAAGACUCUUAACUAUUGCUUCGAUUCGAGAAGAAAAUGAUAAUGAUCAUGCUAAUGAUAAUAAUAAUAAAACUGAUACUAAUACUAAUGAUAAUAAUAAUAAAAAUGAUACUAAUACUAAUGAUAAUAUAAGCAGAGAAACAACACUUAUCGAUCCAACAGAAGAUACACUUCUUCGUAAUGUAACACGUUCACCUGGGACAAAAACAGAUGAGGAACACGAUCAACAUGUUCAUCCAUCCGCAAUGAAUAUAACAGAAAAUUCUAUAAUAAUGCGAGAACCAAAUUUUCUACGAUCUGCUUAUACGCAUCGAUCUCGUGGAACAGAAAAAUCAAAAAAUUCAGCAAUGGUUCCACCGGGCGCAUUAUUAAUUGCACCUGAUGGCGAAGUUCUCUUGGUUAGCGGACCAUCAGGUCAUCCAGAAAACGUACAUGUAAAUAUUCCGAUAAAACAUGACCCAUUUUCUCAUCAUCAUCAUUCGGCAAAUUCGAUAGUAGUAGAAAACAGUGAUCAACAAGGAAUAACUGCACCCUGUGUGCCAAUCGUUCUCGGAACAAAACGUGAACGUUUACCAGAUGAAACAGUUAUUCGGCGAACUUUAAAUUUAAACGGUGGUGAUGUUAAUUGCCAAAUUGAUCUUCAAUCGUGGAGUUUUGAUCUGCCUCUUGAAAAAAGACGCAUAGUACCAUCACAAUCGCACGCAUUGGUUCCUGCUCCACCGCCUGUUGGACUUUCACCAUUUACGGGCCGUAAACAUCACCAUCAAAAACGAAUUGCUCAAGAAAUACAAGAUCACGCUGUGCUUCAAUCGACCUUGUCCAUGCAUAGUGAAGCAAUUCCAACACAACAGCAACAACAACAACAGCAGCAACCUCGUACUCGUGCUUAUUCAAAUAGUAAAACUCGAUUAGGAGCCGAAUCACAAUUGCCACUUUUCGCAUUUACAUCUUGGGCAUAUCAACAGCCACGAACUCCACCAGUAGUCAAACGACCUUAUCUAUAUAAACCAGAUUAUCGACCUUCUGGUGCGCAUGGAUCUAAACAUCCAAUCGGCGACACAGAAACACUGAUCAGACGAACAAUAAAUGUUCAUGCUGGUGAUAUCGAUGCAUCAUUAAGUUUUACCAUUUGGGUUUACGAUAUGUGGAUCAAUGAUUUAGUUAAAAAUGGUGCUGAUCCAAAUUAUGUAAAACAAGUGAAAGGUCUUUUUGAUUUAUUCAAACAACGAAGAUUAAGUAAAGUCGAUUUACAAGAUAAAGACUUUCUUACGGCACUGGCAAAUCAUGCACAAUCAUUAGCUAGAAUUAUAUUGAAGCGUACCAGUUCUGGACAUCAUCUUGCGCAAGAUGCACAGUUUGCAAUUAUUGAAAAUUUACGCAACUUAAAAUAUCUUCUUGACGAAAGACUUGAAAGUCUAUCCGAUGAUGACUAUCGAGAAAUUCUUCGAGAAACUCUUGGACUUGUUUUAAGUAAAGGAAGUCUAGAACAUUUAAAAAUCACAGACGAUGUUCUUAUGGCACUUAUGGAUUAUCCAAUAGAAGCAUUUGAAAUAUACAUAGAUCCUGACACAGGUGACGAACAUAUUCGUAUAAAAAGUGCAUAUCUCGUAAGAAGAAAUAAAAUCAAAGGCAAAGUAGCAAAGAAGAAAACAAAAACUGUAAUUAUUUCUGAAGAAAUCUCAACUGAUGAUUUCGAUCCAAUAUUCGAUGAAACAAAUGGUGAAUAUAUUUAUCGAUUAAAAAAGGAUUUCGCUGAACAGAAAGGUUUCAUGGACUUAAUCGAAGCCAAUUUCGAUAUUGUACCAGAUGAAGAAAUCGGUGCAGAAAUAGUUAAAAUAAAAUCAUUACCAAAUUACAAUAAUUUAACAGGUGAGCAUUAUUUAAUAAGAUCAUCGUUGGAAUUUAACGGUGUUAUCGAAAUUUUUUUCGAUCCGGAUACUGGCAAACAAAUAUUAGUAUUGAAAAAAGAAGUUUCAAAGACACCUCCUGUAAUUCAAUCAGAUAUAGCAAUGGACGACUUCGAAUUCGUCAAAGAUGAAAAGACCGGUGAAACCGUAUUAAGAUUAAAACUUGAUGCUGCUGCUAGAAAAGGAUUAACUGGUUUAGCGAAUACCAAUUUUGAAGUUGUUAUUGAUCCAACAACAGGCCAAAAAGUUGUACGUAUAAAAGAUGAUGGACAAAAUGAGACAAGUCGUAAUCGAGUAGAAAUUGUAACCGAUGCAAAAACUGGUAAACAAACGAUCCGAAUGAUUGCUCCUAUUGAUGAUGCUGAUGAGUCAGAUGAACCAAUUGUUACAGUAACAGAAAAUUGUAUUGAUUUAAAUGAUUUCGAACGUGUGAUUGAUCCCAAAACUGGCCGAGAAAUAUUACGAAUGAAAGCUGAUGUAAUCAAAGCGAAAGGCUUAGAUGAAUUAGCCAAUGCAGUAUUUGAAAUUGUUAUUGAUCCUGUCACUGGUCAACAGAGAAUCGUUCUUAAAUCUCCUUCAUCUUCUCUUAGUGGUGGAACAAAUACAACGUUUGAAAUCAUUGUGGAUAUUGUAACAGGCGUACAAAAGAUAAUUAAACGAACCAUUAUUAAACAAGAUAAAGAUGAUAUGGAUAUUAUUGAGAGUCAAUUAAAUGUAAAUGAUUUUGAACGUGUCAUUGAUCCUAAUACUGGUCUUGAAGUAUUACGAUUAAAGAAGGGCGCUGCUGCACGUAAAGGUCUAACUGAUUUACUUGAUGUACAAUUCGAAAUGGUUACCGGUGCUGAUGGAAAGCAAACAAUUGUAAUUAAAGGCGGUGGCAAGCAAGGCAGUGCUGGUGAUGCUCAAUUUGAAUUAAUAACGGAUGCAUCGGGUCGAACAACAAUUAAAGUUAAAAAAGAACGACCACCAACACCUGAAUUAGAAGUGACUGAAAAAGAAAUUAAUUUGGAAGAUUUCGAAGAAGUUAUUGAUGUAAAAACAGGUAUGAAAGUACUCAAAUUAAAAGUUGACGUAGCUAAACGGGCUGGUAUGAUGGACUUACUUGAUGCUCAAUUUGAAACUUAUAUCGAUCCUAAAACUGGUAAGCAAGCGAUUCGAGUCAAGCAAGGUGAUAACUCUAGACCCAAUGAUGUAAAAUUCGAAAUAGUAACUGAUGCAUCAGGUAAACAAUCACUUCGAAUGAUUCAAGAAAUUCCCAAGACCAUUGAAGUAACUAAUCUGGAUGUAAAUGCUAGUGACUUUGAAGAAAUCGUUGACAAUAAAACCGGCAAGAAAGUUUUACGUAUGAAAAAAGAAGUUGCGAGACGAAAAGGUUUUGUUGAUAUGGAUAGUGUGGAUUUUGAGUUUGUAAUUGAUAAAAAUACUGGCCAACAAGUAAUACAAAUGAAAACUAGCACAGGAAAAGUAACAAAAGGUAAUGUGACAUAUGAAAUGGUGAUUGAUCCUAAAACUGGCCAACAAACAUUACGUAGGAAGGAAGAAGUGGACGUUCAAUUUGAAACAAUUGAAGACGAUUUAGCUAAUGAAGAUUUUGAAGAAUUUAUUGAUGAAGUUACCGGUGAACGCGUACUUAAACUAACAGCAGCAGCAGCAGCUAGAAAAGGUCUCGAUGAUUUACGUGACGUUGAAUUCGAAGUUUAUACAGAUCCAAAUACUGGCAAAGAACAAAUACGAGUUAAAGGCGGUAAUCAAACAGGAAAGUUAGGUGGUAAACAAAAAUUUGAAUUUUAUGUCGACGAAAAAACGGGCCUACCAAGGAUAGUACUUAAACGACCAAAAGGACGAACACCUCCACCCGUAGAAGCAUCGAUUGAUGAAAAUGAUUUUGAAAAAGUUACUGACCCUGUAACUGGAAAAGAAUUCUAUCGUUUUACCGAUCAAGCGAUUCGUCGAAAGGGAUUAUCGAAUGUUAAAGAUCUAGAAUUUGAUAUUGAAGUUGAUACGGAAACUGGAAAAACAAUUAUGAAACCAAAAGUUAAUGUUCUAAAUGGUCAAAAAGUAGAAAUGAUAAUUGAUCCUCAGACUGGCGAACAAACAAUUCGUUUUAUACCACAAAAACAUGUAGAAAAAACGGCAACAAUCACAACAACAAUUGAUUUAGAUCAAGAUGCAUUCACAGUUCGUAUAGAUCCGAAAACAGGAAAAGAAGUUUUCACGUUAAGUCAAAAUGUAAUGGAAAGUUAUGGACUGGAAAAUAUCGAAUUCGAACAAGUUGUUGAUGAAAAGACUGGAGAAACAGUUUUUCGUAUGAAACCUGCUGUUGGAAAAGAUGGAAAAGUCUACGAAUUAGUAACUGAUCCAACAACUGGAAAGCAAUCAUUGCAAGUCAAAGAAACGGUAACAAAAGAUCAGUUAGCAAACAUAAUCGAAUCUCGUGAAGCUCGAGGACUGAGAAUUCCAAGAACCAACAGUGGAUUCACUCGAAUGUCGGCUUUGACUGAAGAAGAAAGGAAUUUUCUACCAUCUGGCAUUUCAACACGAACAAAGAAGAAAGAGUCUACUUUAUCUCCUGAUGACGAUACAUCCGAAUCACCGGUUGAUAGUCUUAGUGAUGUUAGACGUCAAUCUCAAGCUGCAUCAAAACAACGGCCAAUUAGAGUAAAAAGUCCUUCGGGACAAGACGAUGGAGUCGAUUGGACAUCCGAUGACGAAAAACAAUUAGAUGGUUUAAGUACUUAUGAACAACGACGACGAAAAGAACAAAUGAUAGCUGAGAAAAAACGUCGCGUAGCUGAAAUGAAACGACAAGAAGAAUUUGCGAUUCAAAAUCGUUUAAAAAAACAACGAGAAAGUUUGGUUGAUGUUGAUCGUGCAAGUGAUCUUUUGAAUGCUGAUGAACAAGAACGGGAACGUGAUCUACGUAAAUUAGAUAUUGACCGUGAGGGUCUAACUGACGAAGAAUAUCAAGAGCGUCGAAAAAAAUUAUUUUCCGAACGUACUCGCGUAUUGAAAGCAGCAUACGAUCGAAAAAUGGAUCGACUCAAACGACAAAAAGGCAUUCCCGAUGGUACUCGUAUCGAAGGAGAACAAGCUGCUCAACUAGAUGCACAAAUUCGUGCUGAAGAAGAAACACUCUUGAGUAUGAUGAAUGCUGAAGAACGUGAAGAUUAUAUUCGUGCGCGAAAUGAGGAACGUGCUCGACAACGUCUGCUAGCCGAACGUGAACGUUUUAAACGUGGCGAAGAAUUACAAGCAGCGUUAGCUGAAACAAAGCGCAUGGCUACUAUACGUGCAGCUGAAAUCAUGGCUAAAGAAUUACAACAUCGAUCGAAUAAUGUGAUGUAUGCAGAAUUAAAAGAUUUAGUAACUGAACAAAAAGUUUCGCGUGCUUUUACAUAUUCAUAUUUUUCACUUUUACAAUUUUUGGCUUCAUCUUCGUCUAAUCAUACUCAUUGA
Rotaria socialis is the source of this 6999-nucleotide messenger RNA. NCBI's taxonomy places the organism in Eukaryota, Metazoa, Rotifera, Eurotatoria, Philodinida, Philodinidae. The record is from the annotation of a GenBank genome assembly.